GCUUAAAUGGAGUCAGGAAGGACCACAACUCAAGGAACACAGGGAAGGGAGAAGCUUACUAAGUAUCUGAGCAGCAGUGUAUUACAGUGAACCUUGGACACAGGAACCCCUCCAAAGCCACGUGGUGGAUCUUGAAGACCUCCAGCACAAUGUUGAAUAAAAGAAGCCAGGAACAGUGGUACACAUCUCUAAUCCCAGUGCCUCAGGAGGCUGAGACAGGAGGAUUGCGAGCUCAAAGCCAGCCUCAGCAAUUUAGUGAGGCACUUAGCAACUCAGUGAGACUCUGUCUCUAAAUAAAAUAUAAAAAAGGACUGGGGAUGUGGCUUGGUGGUUAAGUACCCCUGGGUUCAAUCCUUAGUAUGAAAAAAAAAAAAGUUGCAAGAGACGACAUGUUGUCUUGUCCUGACCUUAUGGUAAAAUGUUUUCAACAUUACACCAUUAACUAUGAUGUCAGUUGUGGAAUUUUCAUAGAUGUCAUCAGACCAAGCUGAGGAUGUUAUUUUCUAUGAAUUCUGUUUGUAUAGGAUACUUUCAGUGAGUAUAGAAUUCUAAGCUAGAGGUUUUUCCUUUUAGCAAUGUGAAGAUGCCAUCCCAUUGUCUAUUGGCUUCAAUAGUUCUUGUUGAAAAGACAGCUGUAAGUCCUAUGUUGCUAUAUUAAACAAAAUGAAUCUCACUUUCUCUGUUUUUCAGUUAUUCCUUAUAUCUUUAGUUUCCAGCAGUUUGACUCUGCUAUAAUGUGCUUCCUUUUUGUUGUUUUGUUUUGUUUUAGUUUGUUUUUGUAUUGUUUGGCCUAGAAUUUGCUGAGCUUCUUAAAUCUAUGAAUUGACCUUUUAGAGUCAGUUUGGAAAUUUCUCAGACAUUAUCUCUGUACAAACUGUUUCUUUUUUCUUCUUUUCUUUUUCUGGUACUGGGGACUGAACCCAGAAGUACUUUAUCACUGAGCUAAAUUCCCAUUCCUUCUUAUUUUUUAAUUUUGAGGCAGGGUCUCACUAAGCUGCUUAGGGUCUCUCUAAGUUGCUGAGACUAGCCUGGGACUUGUGAUCCUCCUACCUCAGCCUCCUAAAUCACUGGAAUUGCAGCCAUGUGCCACCACACCCAGCUGUCUAAAUUGUUUCUGCAUCACUCUGUUUGUUUUCUACUAUUGGGACUCAUUAAGUACACGUUAGAAUUUUAUGCUAGUUCCUGUAAUCAUUUUUAUCCCCAAAGAUUUUUCCUCCUUGAUUUGAUUUGGAUAUUUUCUGUCUUUCAGUUCACUCAUACUUUCUUAUGUAUAACCAUCUAAAAAAUUCUGAAGUUUGCACACUAUAUUUUUAGUUAUGGAAUAUUCAUUUCUUUUUCUUUGUUUUUUUUUAUAGUUCCAAAUUCUGUCUUUAAAUUCUCUGAUUCUUACAUAUUGUCUCUUUUUUCUUCUUUCCUUUAAAAAUUAUUAAUAACAGUAUUUAAAUUUUCUGGCUGAUAAUUAUAUCUGAAUCACCCACAUCUGUUUCUACUCUCUCUUCCUCUUCUUGUUUUUGCUUACUGACUCGUUUGCUUGUUUGUAACCAUGCAUCACACUUUUAAGAAAUAUUUGUUUAUUGAUUUACUUAUUUAUUAUUAGAGCUUUAUGAUUAUACAUAGUAAUUGGUUUCAUCCCAACAAACUCAUACCUGUAUGGAAAUUGAAUUUGGUUCAUAAUCCUCCCUUUUCUUUCACUUCCUCCCUCCCUUCUCCCAUUAGUUCAUUUGUCCAUUUAUUGAUUUGAGUUAUUAUUAUUUAUUGUUGUUAAGUUUUUGAGUUCUUUUAUAUUCUGGAUAUUAAUCCCCUAUUGGAGGGGUAGCUGACCAAGAUUUUCUCCCAUUCUGUAGACUCUCUCUUUGCACUCUUAAUCAUUCCCUUUGCUGUGCAGAAGCUUUUUAGCUUAAUGGCAUCCCACUUAUUGAUUCUUGAUUUUAUUUCUUGCACUGUGUGGGUAUUGUUAAGGAAGUUGGUACCAGCACCAAUAUGAUGUAGUGCUGACUCUAUGUUUUUUUUUUUUUCCUAGCAGUUGUAAAGUUUCUGGUCUAAUUCCUAAGUCUGAUCAGUUUUUAUUUGAACUUUGUGCAGGGUGAGAGAUAAGGGUCUAAUUUCAUUUUUCUAACUAUAGCCAUCCAAUUUUCCCAGCAACAUUUGUUUAAUAGGCUGUCUUUCUCUGAGAUGUGUUUUUGCAAGCCUCAUACCCUUUGAUUGGGUACUAGACAUUGAAUAUUUAAAAAAAAUAAAUUUCUGGAUAACUUAGUCUCCUCCAGAAAGAGUUGUAUUCUUUCCAGCAAAUAGUUCUAAUGGUUUGUCCUUGUGCCUUGGUUUUAGAUUAUGACGCAUUUAUUUCCAUUUUCCUUUUUCUUCUGGAUUUUGUCCUUAUUCCUAGAGCCUGGUAUCCCCUCCAUUCAAAUGGUGCUCCCCAACCCAUGAAAACCGCUGACUGAUUCUCUAGCAUCACAUGGCUGUUAAACUCUUUCUGCAGCUCCUUGGCCUCCCAGCUGCUGCAUUCUUCUGGAUCUUUCAAGUCUUUCCCUGUAUUUACAUAACUUAGGGGUUGGUCAAUGACUUAAGGGAAUUUAUACACCAAUUUUGGCAUUCCUUCUCUGCAGUGUCUUCUUUUCCAGGAAUUUGACUCUAAACUUUCAGUCACUUUGGCAACCCAAAUUUAAACCUGUUUAUCUUCAGCCCAACAGUACUUCUGUUUCCUAAUUGGACUCUAUUUUCCCAUCUCACAGAUUGGGAAGUGCCCUCAAGUGAAGAACUGGGGACAUAUGAAACUCCACCUCUUGGGCCUACCUCCUCCCAAGGACUGAAGUCUUGAAGGCCUGCCCUGGGUUCUCUCCAGAGCCUUCAAACAGUUGUUUUAUAUAUUUUGUGCAGCUUUGCAGGGUUUUUUUUUUUGCAUAGUUUAAUCCAAACAAUCCUGCUUCUCUAACAUAGCCCAAACGUUAAAAUCCUCUUGAGUUUUUGAGGUAAACUAUUGAUAGGAGAAUCACAGUCUCCUAGGAUUUUAGCAUAAAUCCAUGUUUUGUUCUGUAGAUAACCAUCUUCCUUUUGAGAAAUAAUUCCUGAUCUUGGUACAGACUGAAUGCUUGACCAGGGAACACUAAAUGAAUAUGAGUCCCCAACUUUUCCUCAUGAAUUAGUUAUUAAUUUGAACAAAUGUUAAAAUUGAUCACAUCCCACCAUCAAGUGAAAGUAAGAACUGUUAUACUAGGUUCAAGCAGAUCAUGAGGACACUGGCAUAAGCAGGUGAUACAGACUCCAGUGACACGCAGUCUUGUUGCAAUUGGCAUCUUUCCAUCAACUCUAACACACAGCCUCAUGGGAAAUUCCCUGUAAUCAAUUCCCUCAGAAAGAAAAAAUUCAGGCCUUCAUUUCCUUCCUUCCUUUCUUUAUAUUACAAAUAUUCCUUUAAAAUAUGCUUGUACUGCCCCAAAGUGGACUGCUGCUGCCUUACAGUGCCAUUCGGGAGGGCCCGGAAGGGUCACCAGGGAAGUAAACACUAUCAAUGGGCAGAACUUGUGGCUGUGUAUCUGCUUCUUUCACCUGGAAACUUCCUCUCACCUGGAAAAGCAAGAGGACUUUGAGGCCAGCCUGGGCAACUUAGCAAGACCCUGUCUUGAAAGGAUAUAGCUAUAUAAGGAUAUAGCUCAGCGGCAGAGUACUCCAGGUGUAAUUCCUCAUGCUGGAAAGAGAAGGAAGGAAGGAAGGAAGGAAGGAAGGAAGGAAGGAAGGAAGGAAGGAAGGAAAGUGGGUGAGGUGAAGGGAAGGAAGAAGGAAGGAAAGGAAGGAAAGGGUGGAUGAAUUGAUGGAGAGGAGGCUGAGUUGAGGUGGUAGACCUCUCAGAAUGAGUGCAAAUGCUGGAGAUAUUUACAUCUCCAAAAUCAGCAAGAGUAAGCAAAAUCAAGUAGAUAAGAUGAUCCAUCCCAUGGAUGUCAAUCAGUGUCUAUCACAGUAGUGUGGAUGGGGGUUAUAAGUGGGUUCAUCAAGGCUCAUCUGGCUUAGUUUCUGAUAAGUAUCAAAUAUGCCACGCACAAUGUGUGAACCAUCACUCAAGGACACUCAUCCCCACGGGUGGCAUGUUCAUUUCACUGGAUCUCUUUCAUCAUCUGGGGGAAGUGAUUUGUCUUUAUUGUAGUAGAAUCCUAUUCUGGGUAUGAAUUUGCCUUUAUUGCUCACAGUGUUUCUGCCAGUUUCACCUUCUAAAGAUUUAAUAAAUGCCUUAUUCAUCAUGAUGAUAUCCCAUAUGCCCUUCUUUUGACAAAGAAACUCAAUUUAUAGCAAAAGAGGUGAAGCAGUAAAUCUCAUGCACAUAGGAGUCACUAACCUUACAAUGCAUCCCAUCUCUCAGAAGUAACUAUAUUGGUUUAAGAAUGGAGAAUAACCUGCACUCCUAAAGACAGUUUUGGGUGCUGGCCAGAUAGCAAUCCCUGGCAGGUAUGGGCACAGCCUGACAAGCUGAACUAGCAGUCAAAAUGUAGAGCAGAAUAUAUGGCCAGAACACACAAGUCUGGAAACCAAGAAGCGGGUUCUCACUAGCCUUAAGAACCCAGUUGCAAAAUAUUUUCUUGCUUCUCCUCAACUUCAAAUUCUGCUAGUUUAUACCUUUUAGUUCCUAAGUGUGGAAUGCACCCACCUUUCUUCCUUUCUCUUUCCCUCCUUCCUCCCUACCUCCUUUCCUUCUUUCCUUCCUUCCUUCCUUCUUUACAUUUCUGCCAGAAAUGAAAUAAUCAUUUCAUUGAACUGUAAGUGGAGAUAGCCACCUAAGCUUUAGGACUCCACAUGCAACUGAAUUAACAGGCAAAGAAGGGUACAGCUAAUAUAUCUGAGGACAAAGAGGGAACACAAUUGUGGCUAUGUAAUGGGAAGGAGAAUUAUUUCUAGAACCAGAGAAAUCUCUGGAGAAUAUAUUAGUACUUCUAUGUGCAAUUGUAAAAGUUAAUGGAAAGUCAGCAAACCAUUACAGGAAGAUGUUUAAUAAUUAAUAGCUCCAUACCCAAUCCUCUUGACCAGUAUGUAAUCCCAUUAUAGAGAUGAGGACGCAUGGAAUAGGGCCCUGGGUCUGAAUACUAGCUCUGCCUAUAGACACCAGUGUUAAAAUGGACAAGUUAUUUCAGCUCCUGGACCUCAUUUUCCUUCUCUUGGACUUCCUAUAUGCCCUGUUGUUUCUUCCUUCUCCUCUACCAUUGAGAAUAUCAAAUGGGUUAAUGAGAAUAAAAAUACACUAGUAUAAAAUUCCACACCCUUGAGGGCUGUUAACAAUGAUUUCACUAUCAUCAAAGCCUGGGGACAAAUCCUAACUGCUCACAUCAUUCAUGCUCUAGGAGACGCCAGGAUGUGAUUCCUGAGGGAUGGUAGGUGUGGUGCCGGGGGAGCACUAGUAUUAGGGAAAGUACCUCAAGAGGUCUGCCUGAAAGGAGGGGCCCAAGGGUUUAAUGGGCCAUGUCUCAGCCCCAGUCUGCUACUUCCACCAAGGCCUCACGUGGAGAACUAUAGAACACACCAGUGUGGACCAGGCUCAGCAGGUACAUGUUGCUGGGGAUGGAGUGCCCAGAGACAGGCAGAGAAAGCUGGGAUGGAAAGACAAGAACAGGGGGACCCAUGGGCUACAAACCCGGGCCAGAGGUUAGGAAGAUGAAUUGGAUAUACACAGAGGCAGGCACCCAGAAUCCAGAGCUGUGAAACCUUGGGCCAGAUACCUCAGUAUAUCAGGGGAAGAGAGGUGUGUUCACUGGAGGAAUUCAAACCAUCUUGGCUAAGGCCUUCCCACACAAAGACAAAGCUGACCACAGCAGAAACCAUUGAAAACAUGGCAAACCUUGAGCUCUUACAAGUUCCAAGCUCUUUGUAAGCACUGCCUCAUCAUUCUCUCCAUAGAGAAAACCCUAUGAGGUUUCAGAGAGGGAAACAAGGCUCAGAGAGGGGAAAGUGAUUUGUCCAAUGUCACACAGCUGGAGGUAGGAACAGGGAUUGGAAUCUAGCCCUCUCUAGCUCCCAAGUUAGAACCACUACACUGCAUGUGGCAUAAUGAAGGUGAGGUUGCGGCCUUGCAGAGAGGGCUAGCUAAGCCGAAGAGCGCUCUCUCUUCCACUUUUGGGCAUGGAUCAUGCAACAUCUGUCCCUGAAAGCUCUGCUCUGCCAAGCACAGAGAAGACACACAGAAAAUGGCUCAUCGAAUUGGAAACCCUCCAGGGAUCCUUUCCUCAAACCCCUCACUGAACAGACUAGAAAACAAAGACUCAGGGGCUCAAGGUCACAAUAAGCAAGCAGCAAGACUGCUCCAGGAGCCAGGAUCUUGGUUUUUAGGAGGGGCUCAGCCUUUUGCAGCAGGCUGGCUACAGAAACAAUCUCUGUUCUCUCCCCUCAUCAGCUGUGGCCUGUCCUUCUCUGACCCUCAGUUUCUUCAUUUGUUGAAGCCACAUAACCCCUCCUUGGCAGGGUUGUGUGAAGAGAGGAGAUGCUCAUAAAAGUGCAGGUUGGACAUUCAGGUGACUUUCUGUCUUUUCCCCCUAUAGCUGACUUAUAGAUAAUUCCUACAGGCAAGAUCUGUGCCUUGAGAUAGAGUCCUUUUGGCCCUAAGCACAGGAUUGUAUUCCUUAGAGGUAGCAUAUAAAUCAGAACAACACAACCUUGAACUGUAAAAUAAGUGUUAGAAAGCCCAGCCAAAUUCCAAUAUUUCCUAUGAUGAACUAGUUGACUAUGUUUUGAAGUAUUAAAUGUUAAAUCUUUUGAAAAGUAGUUUUGAUGACCCUACUUUGUUGGUGACCUAAGCCUGGGCUUCCUGUUAGAUGGUCCAACAAUGAAAAUCCAUGGACCAUCUCUCCACCAGGAUCUUAGCAUCUGAAAAAAAACAGUGUACAGAGGAGAGAGAAGGAAGGACAGCUAGACUUGGUGGCCUACUAGGGUCCCUUUAGUUUUGAACUUCUGAGUUUCUGUUCCUCCAAUGUCCCAAUUCAGCCUAACCCAGAAACAACAGCCCACGGCUUCUUCUAGGUGCCACAAUGUCCAAGGAGGUAUGGUUUGUGUCCCUCCUACUUACAGAAUCUGUUUGAAUGAGGUAUGACUAAUUGAGGGACAGCCCUCUGAAUUUGGGACAAAGCAGUCUCAUUCUUUUGCCUGGUUCUAGGACAUUACUUCAAGGAAGCAUUGGCGUUGCUAGAAACCAAUUUAGUAUCUACCAUAGAGAAAUCCAGAGGAAAAGUUGAAAUUUGGUUUUGUCUGAUAUUAACAACUUUAAAAAAGGGUGGGGUGGGGAAACAGAAUUCUUUGUCCUAAUGUUUUCCCCUUGGAAAUAUGAAUCCCAGUAAAAAAUGUAGAUUCUCCAAUAAAAAAUGUAGAGAAGAAAAGCACUGUCCUGGGAAUCAAGGAUCUGGCCCAGUUCCUAGCUGUAUAGCCAGUGGCUGUAGCACCUGGGAAAGCCCCUGCCCUCUCUCUACACAGUCUCUGGCCUAUGGGAGAAGUAUUUAAAAAAAUUUUAAAGUAUUUUCCAGUUUUGAUAUUAUUGUUUUUACACAUGAGAGAUUUUUUUUUUGUUAAAAGAAUGGAACGUUAAAAGUGACUGAGGAAAACUGCACAUGGAAUCAUCAGGAAUAAGGAGAGAAUGAUACAAAUUUGACAUGAGGGUCACUUGUCCAAAGGACAAGCCUACAAAAGAGAAGAAAUCAGUAUUUCCUUUAGCUCAAAAUCCCUAGGUUUUGGGUUGAAGCACUCAUUUUUGAUUCCUCUGGGAGAGAUCCUUUUGUCUUGGAGCAGCUACUGGGAGCAGGUCAUCUCCAGGUCAUCUCUAUCAGCUAGGCUCCCCAGGGCGCCUGCUGGACAGGGUUAGUUGAGUGGUCAAGCACAAGCUCCUGCUGGCUGCAGCAGUCACUGAGGAGGAAUAUUCUGUGAAAUUGCAGAGAUUGUCUGGAUUCUCUUAGCAGAAUUUUGGGAGAAGGUAUUACCCGGACCCCAGUCAGGAAUCACCCUUCCUACCAAGAGUCGCUUCCUUCACUGUUAACAAUGAAAAGAGCCCAAUGCCCAGAGACAGGACCUGAGGACUCAGCUUAGAUGGAGACAGAAGAACCACGACCCCAAGCAAACAAGAGAAAGAAGCCAGUCCCUGGUUAAUAAUUAUAGCGGGAAGGCAGAGUGUGUAGAAAAUCAGUUCUCCCUAGCUACACUGUGACAAAGAUGUCCUUUUAUUUAAAAAAACCAAAAACUUGAAGUAGUGCCAAAAGAGAAAGGGAAUUAGGGUCCUGGCUUAAGAGAUCCGAUAUCCCCCAGAGGGUCAUAUGGAACAUGAAAAAGAACACAGAAGUUCUUCCACAGCACUUAACACAACUGCAAUUAAGUAAUUAUAUGAUUCAUUGCUUAAUGUAUUUCUUUGCUACUAAAAUUUCAGCCCCAUGAGGUUAGAAACCUUCUCCUGCUUGUUCCACUUCUCUACUGUACCCCUAGCAAAUGAAACAUGGUUGUACAUUGUAGGUAUUUUUUCUAUACUUAAUUUUAAAAGGAAAGAGGGAAUUACAGAAUAGGAUGAAGAGUCUGGGGAUAGGACAGUCCCAUUAUCUAUCUGCUAUAAUUAUUUGUCAAUAAACAUGAUUAUAUUAAUUAUAGAUUGAUUACUCUGUAAUUCUCAUUCCAGAAUUUCAGAUUGUUCUCUUUCCAGUGAGCCUGGUUCCCAGAUGUUCCCACGACUCACCUCCUGAGCCUCCAGCAUUUACCCACCAUGGAGAUCACACCCUGUAAUGGAUCAGGGGACUCCUCCGUCAUCUUCUACCUUACGGGCAUUCCUUCUCUUCCAAAAUCCCUCUUCCUUCCUAUCUUCUUCAUCUUCCUUCUCCUCUACCUACUCAUCCUAGUGGGCAAUGCCCUGAUCCUGAUGGCCGUGGUGGCAGAGCCCAGCCUCCACAAGCCUAUGUACUUCUUCCUAAUUAAUCUCUCAGCCCUGGACAUUCUCUUUACUACAACCACUAUCCCCAAGAUGCUGUCCCUAUUCCUGCUUGGGGACCGCCUUCUCAGCUUCCCGGCCUGCUUUCUGCAGAUGUACCUGUUCCAUGGCCUCAGCUGCUCAGAAGCCUUCCUCCUGGUGGUCAUGGCCUAUGACCGCUACGUGGCCAUCUGCCGCCCACUGCACUACCCCGUCCACAUGACCCCACAGACUAACGCUGCACUGGCGGCCAGUGCCUGGCUCACCACCCUCCUCCUGCCCAUCCCAGCAGUGGUCCAGACCUCCCAGAUGGCAUUCGACAACCUUGCCUACAUCUAUCACUGCUUCUGUGACCACCUGGCUGUGGUCCAGGCCUCCUGCUCCGACACCACCCCCCAGGCCCUCAUGGGCUUCUGCAUCGCCAUGGUGGUCUCCUUCCUCCCCCUUCUCCUGGUGCUUCUGUCCUACGCUCACAUCCUGGCCUCGGUGCUUCGCAUCAGCUCCCGAGAAGGACGCUCCAAGGCCUUCUCCACCUGCAGCUCCCACCUCCUGGUGGUGGGCACCUACUACUCGUCCAUUGCCGUGGCCUAUGUGGCCUACAGGGCUGACCUGCCCCUGGACUUCCACAUCAUGGGCAAUGUGGCCUAUGCUAUUCUCACACCUGUCCUCAACCCCCUCAUUUACACACUGAGAAACAAGGAUGUCAAAGCAGCCAUUGCCAAAAUAGCAUGUCCCCAGGAGCCAAAGAACAUUGGGAUUCCCUGACUCAGAGGGUCAAUUCCAUCUUCUCUCAUAAACACAGCAGUACAGAGAAAAGUAGAAAAUUCAGGCAGCAAGGCAGAGCAACGAGUCUCACAGUACGUCCUAGGUAUUCCUCCAUUAUAACCCAAUGAGAGUAUUUUCCUUCAUUCAUAGUCAGCAUGGUUUAAGCAAUAAGUCCUAAAUGUCACAAGACUGUAAAUACAAUUGGGGUCACAUUAUCAUUAAAUCAAUGUUCAUUCUCAAAGACUGCAGAUAUUCAGCAACACAUUUAGUCUUUCACUUGAAUCUCUUCUUUCAGUAUUUCUGAAAAUCACUAGCUUCUCUGGCACAUAGGUAUAAAUCACUCUUGUUCUUUGUGGAGAAGUAGCUCACAAACACCCCUCCCAGGAAAAACAGAAAUGGUUAUCUCAAUCCUCAGUGGUUGCUAAGAAGUCACUGCCACUAAAAAUAUUUCAAUGCCAUCCCCCAGGAGGUCUAUAUCUGCUAUCUAGUACCUCAGGGUGUCUUCAAGGCAGGUCUUAAAGGUGUCUCCACCCAGCUUACACUCAGUUAAGGGUGUCCCUGAGCACACCCGUUUGAACAAAAAGUGUCACAGUUGUUUUAAUUCUAAGCACACUGCGGUUUCUCUACCCAUGACACUGGGUGGCUAAGUAGAGAAAUUUCUCCUUAUCAGUAGCAUGCUGUUCCCACAGCCAGCAUUUUUUUCUCAAAAUAUAGUCCCCAGAGUUCCUCUUUCUGGCCUUAAUAGUCAGCCCAGCCUCUCAAUCCCUUCCUCUAUGCUAAGUUUCCUCUUAAAGACCUGUCAGGUUUGUCCAACCAGGGAAAUAAGAGAACAGUAAAAAGUAUUUGGUGGGGAGAUGGGUGACCCCAGUGACAGAUGUCCUCCUCAUCUUUGGCUCUUCGCAGAUAAUCUCAUUCCAAUUUCUAAGGUUCCAGUUUUUGCUAAUCAAAGCAUGAAUUUUAACCAUUUUCCUAUUUCAUAAAACCCAAUGAAGAUGGAAAUUCAACCAACGCAAUUCCACAAAGAAUAUGAUUUGCUCCUGAAUUCAUCUCUCAGAGGUCUCAGAAAUCCUGCUACAGUCAGAAAGGGUUUCAUGAAGCAGAGUGAUAUAAAGCCACUGAGUUUCCUUGUUUGCCACCUGGGAAUGGGACCCCUGUUUUCUAUCUAAAAUUUAUUCAUUCGAUAUUAUGUUUAUUCCUCGCUCUUUGAAAUUGGUAUCUAGACCUCUCUGGUGCUAUAAUCCUCAAGUUCUAAAGGAGACAGAAUAAUAAACUACCUUGUCCCUGAGUUCCAUGAGCUAUUAGAAUUCAACCUAAGGAUGUGGAGAGGAAUAUUUUUCUCUCUUUACUCCACUACCAGGCAAUAAACAACUCCAAAAUUACCCCCAUUUUACUACAGAAGUUCUGUUUGGGGCUCCUCUGUUCAGAACUUAUCUUCUAGUAGCAAUUUGAGUUUCAGGUGAAACUGGUUUAUUGUGUCCCCAGAUCAUAACCUUUUCAUCUUCAGCAAUCCUUGUAGAUGGAACAAAGAAUCAUCUGGAGAGUGAACUGCGGUGAUAAGGAAUCCCCAGAUAGUUUACUCACUAUUUUCUUGUGGCUCUUCCUAAACAUUUAUCACAAGUAGACAAGAAAUAAUAACAAUGAAAACAAUAUUUUCAUCUGCAGUCAUGAAAUUGGUACAGUUUCUGUAUUUGGCACAGUUUCUGUAUUUCCCAUGUAUAAGUAGUUUCAACUUUUGCAUAUUAAAGAACAUAAUCAAGGGCCUGAAGUUGUAGCUCUACAGUAGAGCGCUUGCCUUGCACAGGUGAGGCACUGGGUUCGAUCCUCAGCACCACAUAAAAAAAUAAAUAAGCAAAAUAAAGAUAUUGUGUCCUUAAAAAAAGAAGAAGAACAUAAUCAAGAGAGUGAAAAGCAACCACAGGAUGGAAUAAAGUAUUUGCCAGUCACAUAUCUACUAGAGAAUCAAUAUUCAGAAUACAUAACAAAAAAACCAGCCCUCUUUAAAGAUGCAUUUCUCUAAAGAAGAUACAAAAGGCUGAUAAGCACCAAAAAAAGAUGCUCAACAUCACUACUCUCUAGAGAAAUGCAAAUCAAAACUGCAAUGAGGGACUGGGAUUGUGGCUCAGCGGUAAAAUGCUCACCUCACAUGUGCAGUACCCUGGGUUUGAUCCUCAGCACCACAUUAAAAAAAAUAAUAAUAAGUGAAAUAAAGAUAAUGUGUCCAACUACAACUAAAAAAAAAACUGCAAGGAGACACCAGCAUCUAGUAUCUCACCAAUGGCUAAUAUUUGAAAAAAAAAAAAAAAAAGAAAAGAAGUGCUUGCAAAAUGUGGAGAAAUUGGAACACUUGGACACUGUUGGAAAUAUAAAAUGGUAGAGCCACUAUGUAAGAUAGGACAGAUCCUCAAAAAAUAAAACAAAAUUACCAUAGGCUCCAGAAAGUCCACUGCUGGGCAUAUAUCCCCAGAUAAUUAGGAUCCCAAAGGGAUAUUUGUUUACCUAAGUUCAUUGCAGCAUGAGUCCCAAUUGUCAAGAGGUGGAAACAACCUAAAUGUCCAUCCACAGAUGAAUGGAGAAAAUAAAAUGUGAUAUAUACAUACCAUUAUGGUUUAAAUAGGAGGUGUCCCCAGAAGUUCAUGUGUAAGACAAUGUAAGAUGUUUAGAGGUGAAAAGAUUGGGUUAUGAGAGCUUUAACUCAAUCAGUGCAUUAAUCCACUGAUAUGGAUUAACUGGGCAGUAACUGUAGGUAGGUAGGGUGUGGCUGGAGGAAGCAGGCCCAUGGGGUUGUGCCUUUAGCAUCUAUAUUUUGUCCCUGGUGAGCAGAGCCCUCUGUUUCAUGAUUCCCAUGACCUGAACUCCUUUUCUCCUCCAUGCCCUUCUGCCAUGAUGCUCUGCCUCACUUGGGCCCAAAACUAUGGUGUUGGCCAUCUAUGAGCUGAGACUUCUGAAACCAUGAGCCCCAAAUAAUGUAUCCCUCCUCUAAAAUUGUUCUUGUCAGGUUUUUGGUCAUAGCAACACAGAGCUGACUAAAACACAUACAAUGGAAUAUUAUUCAUCCACAAAAAGGAAUGAAAUUCUUAUAUUUGCUGCAAUAUAGAUGAACUUUAAAGACCUUCUGCCAAAUGAAAUAAGCUAGUCAUACUUUCACUUAAAUAAGUAAAGUUCAUAGAGAAUAGUCAAGUUCCUAGAAACAGAAAGUAGAACAAUAGUUACUAGGAGUUGAGAGGUGGAAUAAUGGAAAGGUUUUUGAUUGUUUAUUUGUUUGUUUUUUAAGGAUAUAGAGCUUCUGUUUGAGAUGAUGAAAAAAAUUCUGUAAAUGGAUAAUGGUAAUGGUGGGAUAACAUUGUGAAUGUACUUAAUGCUCCCAAUCCAUAAAAGUGAUUAAAUAGUAAAUUUAUCAUAGCUUUUAAAAAACUUUAAAUAGUUUCAAACUAGGUGGGGUCAUUCAGUAGCCUUGGGAUUAGUUGCCCUUUUGACAGAUGUCCACCUCUGUACCAACAAGCUGUGGUCAGAGGGAAAGGGAUGGAGGGCAGUCAUAUGGUUUAACACUGACAAUCAAGAACAGAGAAAGGGAUGGGUGGGGGAUCUUGGAAAGAAACAAGUCAAAGGAUUUUUGACUUGUUCAAAUUUUUAGUUAUUCGGGAGGAAUAAGUUCAAGAGAUAUAUUUGCAAUAUGGUGACAAUACUUAAUACGAACAUAUUGUAUAUUUGAAAAUCAUUAAAAGAAUAGAUUUUAAAUGUUCUCAGUGCAAAAAAAUGAGAUAAUAUAUGUAUCAAUUAAUUUGAUUUAGCCAUUCCACAAUGUACACAUAUUUCAAACAUUAUGUUGUAAACAACAAAUAUAUACAAUUUUUAUUUGUCAGUGAACUAAAUAAAUAAACUAAAAAGAAUCACUGAGCAAUUUGCCUUGAAAAGAUGGGCAGGUGGGCACCUGAGGCCCUGUGCACUCCGGGAGGGACUCCCUGGUGGCCCUCAAGUAGAGGUUGUGAAGAUGUGAGAGACAAUGGGCAGUCUCCUCUCUCCCCUUCUCCCUUCACCCUAUUGCCUCUCACCCUACCCAUUGGGUAGGUGUCACCCCUUCCCUCUCCUGGGUAAACCCUGGCCUCUUCCCUAUGCCCCUGCUCCAGGCCAUGCAGAGGCCAUAGUGGAGCUUCUUGACUUGUGGAUAUGGUCACUGACCACCUUCCACAUGACUUACAGGCUCGCUGUAUCUGGCACUGUGAUCCCUUUGCCUCAAGUCACACAGUGGCUUCUCACAUGACCCUUCUGACCUCCUUCCAGCUUUUCAAACUCACAAAGUUCUCAUGGUCACCAAUAACAAACUCUCCUUUUCUGGAAGCCCUCUUUCUCCUAAGUCAAAUCAGGCUCCUCCUGAAGCAUCUCUGCUCUGGCUCGUCAUCCUGAAAGGUCAGACAGGCAUCAUUCUCGAGUGCCCCCAGCACUGUUUAUUCCCCAUCAUAGCUUUUGUUUCAGGCCUUAUGAGAGCAGAGCCCAGGGCACAGUGGACCCUUGAGCUUCUGUAGGCCCCAUGCUUGUUCACUUAUUCUCCUCUUUCAAUCUUCUUUCCCACCAAAGCAUUCUAAUGUGCUGGAUAUAGGUCCAUAGAUAAAAGUAUAUCUUUGUAAA
Messenger RNA from Marmota monax (woodchuck), 14296 nucleotides. Its product is annotated as olfactory receptor 2AT4-like. The transcript has 2 exons. Gene Ontology annotation, molecular function: G protein-coupled receptor activity; olfactory receptor activity. NCBI's taxonomy places the organism in Eukaryota, Metazoa, Chordata, Mammalia, Rodentia, Sciuridae. Gene Ontology annotation, biological process: G protein-coupled receptor signaling pathway. Bases 8708 to 9673 code for a protein of 321 amino acids. Gene Ontology annotation, cellular component: membrane. The record is from RefSeq and is a predicted model, not a curated record.